This is a messenger RNA of Dacryopinax primogenitus, 503 nucleotides long. RefSeq lists its product as uncharacterized. NCBI's taxonomy places the organism in Eukaryota, Fungi, Basidiomycota, Dacrymycetes, Dacrymycetales, Dacrymycetaceae. The record is from RefSeq and is a predicted model, not a curated record. The coding region runs from base 195 to 467 and encodes 90 amino acids. The transcript has 2 exons.
GCACGCUACCUUCAUCCUGCCUCCCGAGACUGCGCUUGCUGGAAUGUGAUGCUCCCCAUGCAUGUGUGCUUGUCCGAGACCGUCCUGUCGACCGGAUCAUCCUCAACGUGGAUUGGUACCGUAGAGAGAGUCUACGCUUUCUUCUAACCGAGCUCCAGAUGUCGACAGGCCCGCUGCAAACGGUGCAAUUCAAAAUGUACACCAUGAAUUCAGCGACUUUAUCCGUGAUAAGUGCCGCUCUUCCGAACAUCACACAUCUGUGUCUCGACAUAGUGUCUUUCUCAUUCCAACCGGACGAAGUGCAACACCCCAUGUCUGCGCUUGAGGGAAUUCGAGGAUUUCGUCAACUUCAAACAUUUCGCCUGAAAUGGCAGUAUGGGUGUCCUUUGGAGGCCCCCGCAAUUACAACGCUUGUUGCCCGACUUCCCCAUGCCUGCUCGAGUCUGCGCAUGGUUACUGUGCAUUAAGACAGCGUACAAUACGCCGAUGGAGGCUGUCUUUCC